UCUGCAGCAGCUGUCAGGAUGAAGCGCAAUCUGUCGUCUCUGGAGUUCCUCCUCGCCAUCGUGGUGUCUCUUCUACUCGUCUGCUGUGUUGGACUUAUCGUCCUGUCGUGGAUCAGCCUGAAGACUGAAGGUGGCGUUGAGCCGGCGGUGCUGAGUGGUCAGAUGGUGAUCACAGACGGUGCAGUUUUCUCUGACGAGCUGAAAAACUCCAGCAGCCUGAAGUUUAAAUCUCUGGCCUUCGAUGUCCAACAGCUGGUGUCAGAGGCGUUCGGUCACAGCGAGCUCAGACUGGAAUUUAAGUCCUGUCAGGUUUUAGACUUCAGUCAGGGCAGUGUGGUGGUGACCUCUGACCUCUGGUUCAAUCAGCUGAUUAAUGUGAAGGAAGUGGAGCAGCAGCUGAGGGCGGGGCUUCAGGAGGCCGAGGGCACGGGAUUGGUCAUUGACAGAAACAGCAUCCGCAUCACAGAGAAACAAAGCGAGACGACUGCCGCACCGACGAGCGUGACACCUACAACAGAGAAACAAAGCGAGACGACUGCCGCACCGACGAGCGUGACACCUACAACAGCUCUCAAAGAUGAUUUACAUUAUGAGGAGGAGGAUCUUGAAGUUGAUUCUGUACGGGACAGGGAGCCAGUGUAG
This is a messenger RNA of Epinephelus moara (kelp grouper), 642 nucleotides long. Its product is annotated as enteropeptidase-like. The coding region runs from base 19 to 642 and encodes 207 amino acids. The transcript has 8 exons. Lineage: Eukaryota; Metazoa; Chordata; Actinopteri; Perciformes; Serranidae. The record is from RefSeq and is a predicted model, not a curated record.